AUGUUACUUACGCAGUCCUAUCAUAAGAAUCUUAUAUCUUCUGUCCUAGGCGGACUUUACUCUUCUCGCUCCUGCAUCAGUAGACGUACACUCCCUUGCGCCCCCGUGCACAGCAAACGGUAUUCCGCGAGCACCCCCGGUGGUGACAGCGACAAAACCAAGUCAGCCGCAGUUCUCGGCGGCGGUAUCACCGGCUUGUCAACGGCAUGGUACCUUACGAGGUUUGCCCCGGGUGUCCCAAUUACGGUGUACGAGCAGUCUGAAAGAUUGGGGGGAUGGCUUCGCUCGAAGCAGGUUGAAUACGAAGGAGGGACGGUGUUAUUCGAACAAGGCCCUCGCACUAUCCGUCCAUGGACAAUCGCAGGUUUAGUCACCAUAGAUAUGAUUCGGCAACUUGGCCUCGAAUCAGAGCUCCUUAUAAUUCCCAAGACAUCACCGGCUGCAAAGAACCGCUUUAUUUACUAUCCAGAUCGUCUCAAUCAACUCCCCGGCGACAUCGCCUCCGUCAUCCUGUCCUUCAGGUUGCCCGUAAUGAAGGGUGUAUUUAGUGGGAUGAUCGGAGAACCUUUUCGGCGGCGUAGACCAACCGAUAUCGAAGAUGAAUCGGUUGGUUCAUUCCUUACCAGGCGUUUUAAUAAAAGCCUGGCAAAUAACCUCGCAUCCGCAGUCCUACACGGAAUAUAUGCAGGUGAUGUAGAUCAACUCAGUGCCAAAUCACUAUUUCCAGGAUUAUGGAGAAGCGAGGAAAUACAUGGGAGCUUAAUGAGGGGUGUAUUUGGAAAGGGAGAAGAAACUCUAGACGACCAAGUUGUCAGGGCAGAAUUGCAUAAAGACAAUCAGGGAAUAUGCUCAAACAUGUCUAGUGCAAGCGUGUACACCUUCAAAAAAGGAAUCGAAACACUUAGUCUUGCGCUUACCAAAGAGCUCGAGGCCAAUCCCAAUGUUACUAUUAAAACCAAAUUUCCCAUACAGGGGCUCUCAUAUACGUCAGGGAACCCACUCCCAGUAAAAAUAAUGCAUCUAAGUACACCACCUACCCAUCACUCACAUACAAUCUCUACUCUCUCUGCUGCCUCCCUCGCUUCUCUUCUCCCCACCGCUACACCCUCACCAUCUCUAUCUGCUAUCUCUGCAGUUACGGUCCUCGUCGUAAACCUAUAUUUCCGCACCCCCUCCCUCCAUCGUGUCAAAGGCUUCGGUUAUCUCAUCCCAAAGUCUAUUCCUGAAUCCGCCAACCCUCACCACGCUCUCGGUGUGAUCUUUGAUUCUGACACAAGUCCAACCACUGAAACCGGUACUAAAGUCACAGUAAUGCUAGGCGGUCACUACUGGUCCUCGCGUAGUACAUAUCCAGAUGAUGAAGAAGCCGUACGCAUGGCGACAGAAACAUUGGAGCGCCAUUUAAGAAUAACAGAAAAGCCAGUAUUGAGUAAUGUGACUUUGCAGAGAGGAUGCAUUCCACAGUACCAUGUUGGACACAACGAGAGACUCGGAAGAGCUCAUUCAGAUCUGAUGAGGAGUUUUCGGGGGCGGCUAUCAGUGGCCGGCAGCAGUUUUGGAGGCGUAGGGUUGAACGAUUGUGUGCGAGGCGCGAGGAAGGUCGCAAAAGGCGUUGCAGAGGCAAUGCGAGGACAAUCAGAGGAAGAUAGAGGACUCACUGGAUUGGAGUUAUGGUCCGAAGGAGGAAUAAAGUGGGUUAGCAAGACUGAAUAG
Messenger RNA from Morchella importuna, 1713 nucleotides. RefSeq lists its product as uncharacterized. The record is from RefSeq and is a predicted model, not a curated record. Gene Ontology annotation, cellular component: mitochondrial inner membrane. Gene Ontology annotation, biological process: heme biosynthetic process. The coding region runs from base 1 to 1713 and encodes 570 amino acids. Lineage: Eukaryota; Fungi; Ascomycota; Pezizomycetes; Pezizales; Morchellaceae. Gene Ontology annotation, molecular function: protoporphyrinogen oxidase activity, oxygen as acceptor. The transcript is spliced from 4 exons.